Messenger RNA from Trichoderma citrinoviride, 588 nucleotides. RefSeq lists its product as hypothetical. The coding region runs from base 99 to 554 and encodes 151 amino acids. The transcript is spliced from 2 exons. The record is from RefSeq and is a predicted model, not a curated record. Lineage: Eukaryota; Fungi; Ascomycota; Sordariomycetes; Hypocreales; Hypocreaceae.
GACGCUCCCUCGAUUAUCGCGCUGUCUCGUCCGGGGAAAAACGGACAUCACUCCUCCUUCUCCUUUUCUUCAAUUCACCCUUCCGGGGCUUUUCAUUCAUGGGAAACACGCCGUCGGCAGAGGCGCCUCGAAAGGCAACUCAGAAGCUAUCCAAACCUCGAGCAGCCAGCCAUGGAGCGGUGCCCAGGCCACGAAACCUCACAGGAGCCGCUGCUUCCAGCAGCACCCGGAUCUCCGAGUCCUAUCUCGCCGCUUCAAUACCCUUCUCCUCUAGAAAUUCGCAGUGCGUCGCUGGAGGCGGCAAUGUAGCGCCGGAGCCCUAUGUCGAAAGGCUAUAUGAGCCUUCUCGGCGCCUGUCUCGACGAGAAUCCGAAUACAUGCGCAGCCCCGUUCUACCCGAGUCUCCCAAAACAGACUCGAGGUCUCACUCCUUUCAUGCAACUUCCGCAGCAAGCAAUCGCCGGCACAGGAGCUCCGUGAUACAGGAUGAUGCAGAGCGGCCCCUUGCUCGGACGCAGAGGUUGUUGGCAUGGCAAUCGAAUGGAAAGGUGUAGGUCGAUGCAGACGGAGUUGAUUCAGCUGUACUCU